Messenger RNA from Papaver somniferum (opium poppy), 1481 nucleotides. RefSeq lists its product as uncharacterized. The transcript is spliced from 3 exons. The record is from RefSeq and is a predicted model, not a curated record. Lineage: Eukaryota; Viridiplantae; Streptophyta; Magnoliopsida; Ranunculales; Papaveraceae. The coding region runs from base 16 to 1212 and encodes 398 amino acids.
CUUAAAACAGUAUAAAUGCAAGGUCCGGGUAGCUCUUUUUCUCUCAUCUCACUCUCUGUGUCUAAACCUCGUUCUCAUACACUGAUACUUCAAAAAAGAAAAGAAAGGAUGUCGGUCUCAAAUCUUCUUCUCUUAUUAUCAAUCUUCGCACUCUUUAAUGUUCCAGCAUUUUCAGCUCAAUUUCUUGAUGGGUUUCUACCAAAUGGCAACUUUGAAGAACAACCAAAACCAAUCAACAUUAAGAAAACAGUACUUAAAGGGAAAUUCGCACUACCCAAAUGGGAAAUCAAUGGGACAGUUGAGUACAUCCAUGGAGGACCACAACCCGGUGGAAUGUAUUUCGCAGUAGCCCAUGGUGUUCAUGCUGUAAGACUUGGAAAUGAUGCUUCAAUUUCCCAAACAAUUCCAGUUAAAAAAGGGUCUCUUUACGCCCUUACAUUCGGCGCUUCAAGAACUUGUGCUCAAGAGGAAGUUUUAAGAGUAUCAGUUCCUCCUGCCCAAGGAGAUUUGCCUCUACAAACACUUUACAGCAGUGAUGGUGGUGAUACUUAUGCUUGGGGUUUUAGGGCUACUUCUAAUUCUGCAAAGGUGAUAUUCCAUAAUCCAGGUGUUCAAGAGGAUCCUGCUUGUGGUCCACUUUUGGAUGCGGUUGCCAUCAAAGAACUCUUCCCCCCUAUGCCCACCAGAGUUAACAUGGUUAAGAAUGGUGGUUUCGAGGAGGGACCUCAUCGUUUCAAGAACUCCACUAAUGGUGUUCUCCUCCCACCUAAGCAAGAAGAUGCUGCAUCUCCUCUUCCUGGUUGGAUAAUUGAAUCACUAAAAGCUGUUAAGUUCAUAGAUUCUCUGCACUUCAAGGUCCCUUCAGAUUUUGCAGCAGUUGAACUGGUUGCAGGGAGAGAAAGCGCCAUUGCACAAAUUCUAAGAACAAUUCCGGGCAAAUCGUACCAGCUUAGUUUCACAAUUGGAGAUGCUAAAAAUGGGUGUCAUGGAUCCAUGGUAGUUGAAGCAUUUGCAGCAAAUGACAAAUUCAAAGUUCCGUUCGAGUCUACUGGCAAGGGAGGAUUUAAAACUGCUACUUUCAAGUUCAAAGCCACAGCAGCAAGAACACGAUUAACUUUUUACAGUUCGUUUUAUCACACUAGUAUAGAUGAUUUUGGAUCUCUCUGUGGUCCUGUUGUUGAUGAAGUUAAGGUAUUACCUCUCCGUGUUUAGAAUCAAAAUCCUAUACAGCGAGUCACGUGGAUAUUGAUGUUUUUGCAACGGCCAUUUCGAUUCGGUAUUUGUAAAGUUGCCGCCUGUUGCAUGUGAGUCUAGUUAGGUGUUCUAAAAUACUUGAGUAUUGUUUUGUGUUACGACUAUCAUUAUCACUAUUUAGUCGCCAUCAGUGCCCAAAACAAUUUAUGUUGUAUCUUGUAUUUAAGAAAGAAAGAAAAAAUGAAUCAAUGAUUAUGCCCAAAUUCCACUUGGGAUUAAUAUUUUUA